ACUGGGUGUAACAGGUUUGAGGAAAAUGGCUUCCAGUCUGGACCUGUUUGAUUGCUCUAUUUGUCUACAGCUGCUGGAUGAACCUGUGACUACAGCCUGUGGACACAGCUUCUGCAAGAAGUGCAUCAACACUUUCUGGGACACGGGACGAAACCUGGAGGGAACAUACACUUGCCCUCAGUGCCGGACAGCUUUCAGCCCGAAGCCUGCUCUUCAGAGAAACACGGUCUUGGCUAAUCUGUUGGAGGAGCACAAGAAGAAAGCCGGUCAAAGCGCUGCUGGGGGUCAAAGUGCUGCUGGGGGUCAAAGUGCUGCUGGGGGUCAAAGCGCUGCUGGGGGUCAAAGCGACGCUGCUCUACCCGGGGACGUGCCGUGUGACGCCUGCACUAAGAGAAAACAAAAAGCAGAGAUGUUUUGCCUCACGUGCCUGGCCUCCUUCUGCGAGACACAUCUGCAGCCUCAUGUCCAACUUCCGGUACUGAAGAAGCACAAGCUGAUUCGGGCCUCCGUGGGAGUCAAGGAAAGCGUCUGCUCCCGUCACUACAGACGUUUUGAAAUGUACUGUCGCACCGACGAGCAGCUGGUGUGUCCGCUUUGUGUGAUGCAGCACAAAAAUCAUGACAUUGUGGAAGUCACAGCAGAAGUCAAAGCAAAGCGGGAGAAGCUGGAAAGAGCCCGAAAGACAAUCGCAGACACAGUUCGGGUUUCGCACUGUGAAAUGGGACAGCUAGAGGAAGCAGCAAAAUCUAUUAGAGAUGCUGCUUGGGAGUCAAGUGACAACUUUGAGCAGCGAUGCACCGAACAUCUCCGUUUAUACGCUCACUUUCUGGAAAAGAAAUGUAUUGAGAUGAGAGGCAAAGUUGAAGAGAUGGAGAAAGCUGGAGUUGACUGGACUAACGGUCACAGAGCACGACUGGAGCAUGAAGUCCAUAAACUGAAGGAAACGGAUCAUAAUCUCUGCCAGCUUGCACAAACAAAUGAUCCCAUUCAAUUCCUAAGGGAUAUUCAAGCUGUGGGUGGCCUCCCAGAGUGUUCAGGUUCACAUGAAGGACUGGUGCCUCUGAAAGAGUUUGUGUCUGCAAAAACCACCCAAUUAAAAAGCAUGUGUGACAAACAGAAUGUACAAUUAUUUGGCCAUUUUAUGGAUAAUAUAAUGUUGUGUAUUCCCAGACGGCUUCACAUCAAACCAACAUCAAGAAAAGACAUACUGGCCAAGUUUAUAUCUCCUACGCUGGAUCCUAACACGGUGCAUCCGUGUCUAUACAUGGCAAACACCAAGAGAGAGCUAUCAUGGGGAAUAACAGGCCAGGCUGAUCCUGAUCACCCUGACAGAUUCUCCCACUUUUACCAAUCGCUGUGCCAAGACGACCUUCAAGAAAACCACUACUGGGAGGUGGAGUGGGACGGUGGCAUCAUUGAGGUGGCAGUGUCACAUAAAGGCAUACAAAGGAAAGGGCAGGGUAAAGACAGCUGCUUCGGACACAACAAGCUGUCUUGGAAAAUCAUCUGUUCUCCUUCUGGUUGCACGUUUUGGCACAACAGUCUUCAUAAAGGUCUGAUUCCCCCAGCUCAGUCACGUAGAGUGGGUGUGCACCUUGAGUACAAUGAAGGAAAGGUGAGUUUCUACAGCGUUUCACGCUGCGGCGAGCUCAUGCUACUGCACCGAGUCCAGACGACAUUCACUGAACCUCUGUAUCCUGGAUUUAGUGUGGAUUUAGGAGCGAGACUAACAAUUUGUACGUUUUAAGCUCAACUUCAACCAUAUUGUUACCGAACUGAAUUAAGAAAAUAAAUAAGCAGUAAAUUGAUUAGAACCAAUUUACAUGUCACAGAAUAAUCUGUGUAAACUUAAAUAUGGAUCAUUUUGUACCUUUCUAAGUUUUUGAUCCCAGUUUCAAAAGGAACAUGUAAGUUCUUGAUGCAUUAUUUUCAGAAAUAAUGGAUAUAAUAAAUGGUUCAAUGUACAACUCAAACAUAUAUGUCACUAUUGAUGCAUUUUGAACUGAGAUUUAUUUUUCAUAUUCUGUAAAGUUUUUGCACUGGUAACAUAGAAAUUCAGAUUUUGGUGUGAAUUUCUAUGUUCAUACAUGGAAGAAUGAAAAUACUGACAUAAAAAAUAUUUUUAGUGGUUACAGUGCUUCUUAUUUACUUCUUGCUUGAGAUUAAUGUUUAUGCAGUCAAUUGAUAAUUACAAAUAUUUUAUAUUAAAAUGGCUGUUGCUCAUUCAGUUUUUAAAUUUUUGUGCACAUCUUGACAGAUUAUCUCUAUUUGACAAAACUCAUUCCUAAUUUUUAAUGCUGCUUGUAAUGUCUGCAAAUUUGAUUGACUCACAUUAUAAACUUCAGCAAAACUUACCUCUCUAUUAUUAUUAGUUUCUCAUUUGUCAUAAUAUGUUAAUGUUUCUUUACCACUUGAAUUUGAGUAUCAUGUCAA
Molecule: messenger RNA, 2433 nt
Organism: Poeciliopsis prolifica (blackstripe livebearer)
Lineage: Eukaryota; Metazoa; Chordata; Actinopteri; Cyprinodontiformes; Poeciliidae
Product: E3 ubiquitin-protein ligase TRIM47-like
Exons: 6
Coding region: 26-1747 (573 amino acids)
Molecular function (GO): zinc ion binding; protein binding
Source: RefSeq, a predicted model, not a curated record